This is a messenger RNA of Hyalella azteca, 915 nucleotides long. RefSeq lists its product as uncharacterized. The transcript is spliced from 5 exons. Bases 19 to 411 code for a protein of 130 amino acids. The record is from RefSeq and is a predicted model, not a curated record. NCBI's taxonomy places the organism in Eukaryota, Metazoa, Arthropoda, Malacostraca, Amphipoda, Hyalellidae.
UGGACUAAUUUUAUAGAAAUGAAUAUGAGCGCGGCCGCGGCAGACAACCGCCAAAUCUCUAAGCUCGGCAUGAACUUUUUGGCAGUCCAUUGCUAUUGCCGGCACAAGCAUCGCCAGUGUCGGGCUGAGCUGCUGAGCGUGCGGUUGUGCCGUCCUUCUCUCCCCAUCACAGUUCUUUUCUCAGAGAAAAUGCCCUCCGUUAUAGAGGUGCGAUCCACGAGGUCCACCGCAGUGCUACCAAGAGUUGCCUCCAAAGAGGUGGAUGGGGAAGAUGGGCUGCGUUUACACCCACAGAAGGUCACUCACUCACUCAACGAAGAGUUCCUGGGCAUGGCAGUGCUGGCGCUGGCGUCGGUGUUCGCCCUCUUCUGCUGCCCAAUAUUCGUGGAGCGGCCCGCGUCCCGACACUGACAUGGCCUGACCUGUGCACCGCCGCCCGCAUCAGCCGGAAAAUAACCUCGGAAAAGAACCAUCUGGCAGCUCAACUUCUCAUCAUCGAGCUCCCGAAUAUCGUAACGAUAACAACUCCUCCAGUAAUGUCCACCUACACCUGCUACACGUCUCGGGGUCUGCACGGGGUCUACGCGUAGAAACAGUAGCAAUUAGUCAGAAAUUUUCAUCAUGAUUCUCGCGAACUUAAUCAACGGAAAAUGCUUGUUUUCGACUUCAUUGCGUGUGGCCGUAGCGCUUUCAUUCCAUCAUUCAGAGAAACGAGCGAGACUUUGCCCAAAUAUCGACGCGUUUUUUUUACCCCUUUGUAGGUCACCCAGAGUUAGUGACCCUGCAAUAAGGCAUAUCAGUACAAUUAGUUGCAGGCAAUAAAUUGCGUCUAUAUUUGGACAAUAUAACUCGUUCAUUUUUCUGAAAGAUCCUCUCAACUUGCUAAUAGUUCAACAGCUUUUACCGUUGGUCGCA